Desarmillaria tabescens is the source of this 707-nucleotide messenger RNA. RefSeq lists its product as uncharacterized. NCBI's taxonomy places the organism in Eukaryota, Fungi, Basidiomycota, Agaricomycetes, Agaricales, Physalacriaceae. The transcript has 5 exons. The coding region runs from base 139 to 570 and encodes 143 amino acids. The record is from RefSeq and is a predicted model, not a curated record.
GUGUGGAUGUGCGUGCAAGAGCCUCUCGUUUCCUGAUCAUGGUGAUCAAAUAACAUGUGAUAAAAGGGCUUCUGGCCCUAGAAUUCUCAAGCUUACCCAUUUCUUGGGGUUAGAGUGGUUCUCGACUACUUCCACGAUAUGCUUGCCUCUCAGCACCAGAUUCGACAGCUGAGGCUGGUGAUACCUGGAGUUCUUAUCACCUAUUUCUUUGGAACGUGGAAGGAAAUUUGGGAAAUCCAGCAGCAAGAGCAGACUUGGGGCAGGACGGCGGCUUUGAGUAGCCUCUUCCUGGGCCUCACGACUAUCGGACUAUUCCUCUAUGUUAUGUUGACUCCCUGGCGGAAGGGAGAAGAGCCAAACUUUCGCUCUUGGAGGGAAUCGGGACUUCUGUCAACCGUAAUACCUCUGUUGACAUCCUCAAUUGUUGGAGGCUGGUUACUCCUAGUAGUGACCCUGGGAGAAUGGUCAGGUCUAGGAUACCUGAAAGCUAUUGUUGCUGCUUCCGGCGUUUAUAUGCUUACUUUUGGAGUUCUUGGACUGAUACCGGCGCCAAAGGUCCCGAGAAAAUGAAAGCGGCGGUGUAGCAUAUUUGUAGAGAUUAAUGGACAGCCUACAAGAAUGUACUGUAUACCUUGUAUGUGGAUUAUUGUUGGAGAGACGCAAAUCUAGACAGCGGCACAGCAUCAGCCAUCCGUAAGCCGGGAGUC